AUGAUAAGAAGGCUACAGAUACUUGUUCGGAACAAUUGCCCGCAACAGAGAUUUCUUGCUGCCACCACAAAUUCUAAUGCUGGCAUUGGCGGUGGUGUUACAUUAACAAAUUUGGCCAAAAGUUAUUGUACCAAAACACACCAGCAACAACAAAAUAAAAAACAAACCGAUAAUCCUAAUGGCGAACAAGAUUUCGAGAACGAUGAACCAAGUUCGAAUAAAUCAAAAGGUCAACAUCGCAGUAAACGACCACCCAUAAAAUCUUUCGUACCUGCUGUCAAAAAUCCCUUCGCCUCAGCAUCGGAAAAAACCAAAGAUGUUUAUCUUAGUAUGGUAAAUAUAUUUUCCGAACGGGAUGUACAUCGACGCAAUCAUGUCGAAUUCAUUUAUGCUGCCAUGAAACACAUGUCCGAAUUUGGUGUCGAACAUGAUUUGGAAGUGUACAAGGCGCUGAUUAAUGUUAUGCCCAAGGGCAAGAUGAUACCGAAAAAUAUAUUCCAAGCGGAAUUUAUGCAUUAUCCCAAACAACAACAAUGUAUUAUAGAUUUACUAGAACAAAUGGAAGAUUUGGGUGUUAUGCCCGAUUACGAAAUGGAGGCGAUGUUAUUGAAUAUUUUCGGUAAACAGGGUCAUCCAUUACGUAAAUAUUGGCGUAUGAUGUAUUGGAUGCCUAAAUUUAAGAAUGCCUCACCAUGGCCUCUACCUAAUCCGGUGCCGGAUGAUACCUUAACUGUGGCCAAAUUAGCUGUAGAACGUAUGUGCACCGUAGAUGCACGUUCACAGAUUAGUAUAUUUGAUACGAAGGAUGUUAAAGAUGCUUUGGAUCAAACAUGGAUUGUUAGUGGUAUGAGUCCGGAUCAAUCACAAUUACUUAAAGAACAUCCCCGCAAUAAGGCUGUCUACAUUGAGGGGCCAUUUAUGAUUUGGUUGAGAAAUCGUACCAUAAAUUAUUUUACAUUACGUGCUGAUCCGGAUGUGGAAUUUUUAAAUACACUUCGAAAUCAACAUAUCGAUGAUGAUGAUGUUACCCACCUAAAUGUACCUUUCUUUGGUAAGGUUCCACGAAAACCCCAUCAAGUGGGUAAGGUGAGAUCAGUACAUCAACAAGACGAUGGUACAAUAUUUGCAAUUUGUGCAACGGGAACAUCUACCAAAGAUUCUCUGUUAUCAUGGAUACGUCUGUUGGAAGCAAAUGGUAAUCCAUCCCUAGGCGAGAUACCUGUACUAUUUCGCUUCCAUUCAAAUGUUGGCGAGAAAGCAAUACAAAUUGAAGGAAAUGCAGAAGAUGAUGAUGAUACUCCAAUGACAAGGGAAACAACUUCAACAACGACAGAAAAAUCCCAAAGAUAG
Messenger RNA from Musca vetustissima, 1350 nucleotides. It is a transcript of the gene ECSIT, whose product is annotated as evolutionarily conserved signaling intermediate in Toll pathway, mitochondrial. Gene Ontology annotation, cellular component: mitochondrion. Lineage: Eukaryota; Metazoa; Arthropoda; Insecta; Diptera; Muscidae. Bases 1 to 1350 code for a protein of 449 amino acids. The transcript is spliced from 2 exons. The record is from RefSeq and is a predicted model, not a curated record.